GGAGGAAGAGCCCCGCGGGGGGUGCGCGGUCGCCGGUGACAUCACGCGCGGAGCUGCUGCAGAGGGAGGCGGAAAAUGGCUGCUGCCAGAAUGUUUUUCAGGGAAUAUUUCAUAAAUCUUAAGAAUGACAAGCAGAGAAGAGAAAAGGAAUGAGGAGAGAAGGUUAAAGGAAGCUGUUGGCUCCCACCUGAGAUUUGACCUCAGAAGGAGAAUCCUGGAGGUGAACAGGAGGUGACUCAGACAAGAAGUGAAAGAAGGGCUUUGUAUGUUUGGUCAGCAUAUUACUGCUAUUUAAUUCUAGCACUAUCCUUGAAAUUGAAGUACAUAUUAUUAUUUUGAAUCAUUUGAAAAGAGAAGCUGAAGUGUAAAGGUUACACGAUCCACUCAGGACAAAGUGGUUUAAUUGAAGUGCUGCAGAACAGUCCCCGGACAUGACUGGGAAAUUUUGCAGUCAGGUGAUGGUGGAAAACCAAGUUCCUGCCUCCUUAAUAUAUGCAGAGGCUGUCUGUAUGACAAGAAAACCAUUGAAAAUGAAAAAAUUCACACUGUUUGAUUUUAUAAAUGACAACUCGCUGCAAAUUGGAGAGACUUCCUGGAUUCAGAAUCUUCCCAGUGAUGACAGUGAACUAGAAGGAUUUCUGAAACCAAAUGAACAUGUGCUGGUAAACUGGCCUGUGGCAGAAAGAAAGACAGAAAAGCAUCUAGUGAAAGUUGUAUACAUGAGUGAUGAUCCCCAAGAGCUGGUGGAAAUGAUGCAAAAGAUACUACAGGAGGAUGAAAUUACGAAAAUACAGGUCCUUGGAAAAGGCAAGAGGAAGAGGAUAGAAAUGAUAUUCUCAGAAAGCGAAGACAGUGAUCUGGGUAAAGAACAGCAGAAGAUGGUGAAGCAUAUAAAAAGAAAAAAAGCAUUUCAGGCAUCAGCUUCUGCCAGCAUCCUGAGUCAACUUGAAACGUCUUUAAUUAACAAACAGAGAGAACCAUAUUCAGGAAGCAACUUUCUAUGCAGUGAAAGCAGCAGUGAUGAUGAAGAGCCUUUAUUUCAAUUAUCCAAGGUGGAACUGUGUGCCAAAAUAAAAAGUCUCAAGAGGAAGCUGACAGACACCAUGAGAGAAAACUGCCGCCUGAGGCAGUCCCUGGUGAUGCUUCAAGUGUUGCCACAGGCAGUCACUCAUUUUGAGGAACUGGUAGGGAUGGCUGAAGCACUGCUCAAAGGGGGAGUGACAACGUCUACAUCCAGUCUUCAUUCCCAUGCUGUUUGGAAAGCAUCUAACAACUCUUUAGCAGAUGUGUAUGCAGCUAUGCAUAGUAACUCCAGCUCACCAGUAUCUUUGAAUGUGGAAGAUGAGGAGCAACCAACUGAAAAACAGUUCAAGAUUGAGAAGUGGCAGAUCGCACUUUGUAACAAGAGCAAACCUCAAAAGUUUAUAAACGACUUGAUGCAAGCACUUUAUACGCAUGAAUACAUGGCUACACACAGCCUGACAGGUGCAAAGUCAUCCUCUUCAAAGGAUAAAGCAGCGAAACCAGCUAUGAAUCAGAAUGAAGUUCAGGAAAUCAUAGGAAUUACAAAACAGUUGUUUCCAAACACAGAUGAUGCUUUAAUUAGGCGGAUGAUGGGACAAAAACUGAACAAUUGCACCAAGAAGCCAAUUUUAAGCAAAGAUCUUAACUCAGGUGCUUUUCAGAAGCAUGGUUUUUGCGGUUCAGCAGCUGCUCCUCAGGGCAUCAUCCCUUUGGCUGCUCCUCCCAGCACGCAAGACCAGCAGGAUGAUGAUACAACAGCUGCUAAUGCACAAAUUCAGCAGAGCCACAGCCGUCUGACUCCUCCACCUUUCAGCACCCAAGGUGAGCAGGAGCGUUUCAAACCUACUUCUGAGGUGGAGUCUCAUCUCUCCAGAAGCUCACAAGCGCCCUCUGCCAACCAGGGUUGUGGACAGGAUCUCAGGAAUUCAGACAAGGAAUAACAGAAUGUACUUCAUGCCAGCUCAAGUUCCCGUUGGAGAUGAAGGAAUAAUAUAAAAUUAAAAUGAAAUAAUAUUUAUUGGGCCUAGCACCAUUGGACAGAGAUACUGCAAGCAGAGUAGAAGCUUGGGAGCAAUUCCUCAAGUGAAAAUCCCUCAGCUUAAGAAAAAUGAAGGCAUAUUAAUAUAUUUGGCUUUACGAUAUAAUUAAAUAAAUGCAUGUUAUACUGUAAUUCAAAGAUAUAUAAACUUGAUCCAAAGAAUACAGGAACUGCUCCCCUUAGUUAGAAAAACACCACAUUAUUUAAAGUAACACCAACAGAAUUUGUAAGAGGAUCCUUAAUGCUCUUGCUUUCACCUUAACAGCUGAUGGAAAACUGCUUUACUGACCAGAAAAAGCUAUUAUAUGUUGAUACAAAAGAGAUACAGAAGUAUGAAAGGAAAUUUAUAUUUGAGGAUGCUGUUAACUUAGAAGGAACAAAAAAUCUCAGGGCAGUGAAACUAUACUUCCUGAGAUGUCUGCAAGAAGGAAACAGCUCAUUUUUAACCUCCAGAAGUUGGAAAGGCAAUGAAAGAAACCUCAUUCUUUCUUAGCUCAGGAAAGAAUGCCCUAGGAUAUGUUGCUGGGUUGUGGAGGCCAUGGCUUCCCUCAUAGGCUUUUUGAUGCUGAUGCUUUGGUUUGGCAGCUCUCAUUCUCUCUUCCCUGACCUCUGGGUCCAGAAGAUAAAGGUAACAGUUUCCCCAGAAAAUGGAAGUUUCCCAGCCAGAAAAUCGAAGAUAAUCUCUGGAAAGCAGCUAGUAAAGGACAGAGCUGCCAGCUCUUUCUCUGUAUGUCUAGAUUUUUGGUACACUGCUGUUCGAUUAAAGAGUAGGUGGAGAAGUAGAGCUUGUUCCUCAUGGGGUUGGCACCAGAGGUCCUCCAUCAGCUGGGUAGUUCCUCUUGAGCUCUGACAUCAUUGUCCCAGGGGCAAAACUAGCAGUAAUGCACCCUGUAAUUGCCUGAGAAGGAUGAGGAAUGGUACAUUUUUUUUUCCUCUGUGGACUGAUUCCAGUUCUGUAGUGUGGGAAAGAGAGAACACUUGGAUUAUAACUUUCACACUUGAGGGUAUUUCUUCCAGAACAGAGAGUACUAACAGUUAAAUCUAUUUCAUGCUUGGCAAACAUGCAAUUAAUGAAUCAAGAUGGAAAAAACCAAAAACAAAACAAAAAUAACAUGACUAACUUCAUCUGAGGACUUCUAGAACUAGAAACAGUAGAAGGGUGAAUGCAAGGAAAAAAUCAGAAGGUAAGGUUAGCAACUGAAUACCUCUGAAGAGAAGUGCUGCAAACCUUCCUUUAUCAGAGCAAUGCACUAAUAAAAUACACUGUAGAGAAGACUUCUGGAUGGGAUGGGGGAUAACUAAAGUGAUCUACUAGCCUCAUUCAGCUCUCAUGUCUAUCAAUUCCUUGUAAAUAGGAUUAAGAUGAAAGCAAAUAGGACAAUGUGAUGUAAAUUCCACCUCACUGCCAUGCAUCAAAUGUAACUGGAGGAUGUUUGCUAUUAUAUAUAUUUUGUAUAUGUAUCUGUAUAUACAGCAUACAAGAAUGUAUAUAAUUAAUCAUAUUUUUGAAGCAGAUUUCUAUCAAAUAAAAUGAAACAUUA
Lagopus leucura (white-tailed ptarmigan) is the source of this 3603-nucleotide messenger RNA. It is a transcript of the gene BEND6, whose product is annotated as BEN domain containing 6. The record is from RefSeq and is a predicted model, not a curated record. The transcript is spliced from 11 exons. Gene Ontology annotation, molecular function: transcription corepressor activity; DNA binding. Gene Ontology annotation, biological process: negative regulation of Notch signaling pathway; positive regulation of neuron differentiation. NCBI's taxonomy places the organism in Eukaryota, Metazoa, Chordata, Aves, Galliformes, Phasianidae. Gene Ontology annotation, cellular component: nucleus. Bases 432 to 1964 code for a protein of 510 amino acids.